This is a messenger RNA of Ceratitis capitata (Mediterranean fruit fly), 3962 nucleotides long. It is a transcript of the gene Msh6, whose product is annotated as probable DNA mismatch repair protein Msh6. Bases 245 to 3832 code for a protein of 1195 amino acids. Gene Ontology annotation, molecular function: ATP binding; mismatched DNA binding; ATP-dependent DNA damage sensor activity. Gene Ontology annotation, biological process: mismatch repair. Gene Ontology annotation, cellular component: nucleus; MutSalpha complex. NCBI's taxonomy places the organism in Eukaryota, Metazoa, Arthropoda, Insecta, Diptera, Tephritidae. The record is from RefSeq and is a predicted model, not a curated record. The transcript is spliced from 12 exons.
UCUCAAUGCGUUUGUUUGACAACUAAAAAUCAGCUGUUCGGUAUUUUUGACAACCUAGCAGAAUUCAAUUUUACCAGACCGCCUAACGGGUAAUCAUUGUAGUGCGAAAUUUUAAAUGUCAUUUGAUUUCGCGGGUCUUUGUUACAAUAAACAAAAAUAAAAAAAAAGUAAUUGGCGUCGUUUCGCGCAAGACGAAAAUUAGGUACCAGGUGGUUUGUUGUAAAAUAUUUCAUUUCAACUGAAAAUGUCGAAGAAGUUAAAUAAGAGUGGUUCCGCUGGAACACCAGGUAACAACCUUUUCAAAUAUUUUUCGCGUUCACCGGCUACGGCUGAAAAGAAAAAAAUCCCUAACACCCCUACUGAGGAAGAAACAAAAAAGAUUGGAAUUAAAUCUGAGAAGAAAAACCAUACAAAUGGAGAUAGCAUUAAUAGUGAUGAGCCGUCAGCUAAACGCAAACUUGAAAGCGAACUUAAGCUGAAUCAGAGUGCAUUGAUUGAUGCUGCUGAUGAUGAAGAAGAGAGUAUUACAGUCAAGCGUUUGAUCAAGAAAAGACAUCGCAUAAUAUUAUCCGACACUGACGAUGAAGAUGUUAGACCAAAGAAAAAGCAAAGGAAGGAGAGUGAGAAGGAUGACUUCAAACCAAGUGAUGAAGAUGAUGAUGAGAGCAGUUCACAGGAAAGUUCGCCCGAGAAAGAAAAAUCACCUCAAAAGAAAAAUAGUGACGAACCUCAACAAAAGAAAUCUAAAAAGGAAAAGGGCAGUUUCAAGGAGAAACUCGCUUCAUUACAAGCGUCGGCGACCAUCACAGAUGCAAAAACUACAGCCAAAAAUGAUGAAAAAUAUGAAAAGCUAGUGUGCAGUACAUCCACAUUGGAUGAGCCUGUAGUAUGGCCACAUCAAAAGCUCGACUUUUUACAACCAGAUAAAAUAAAAGAUAAGCAAGGCAGGCGUCCCGAGCAUCCAGACUAUGAUCCUACCACGCUACAUGUGCCGGAAAAAUACUUGAAUUCAUUAUCACCGGGUGUGCGUCAGUGGUGGGUCUUAAAAUCCGAUAACUAUGAUUGUGUGCUGUUCUUUAAAGUAGGAAAAUUCUAUGAACUGUACCACAUGGAUGCCGAAGUUGGUGUGCAAGAGCUGGGCUUUGUUUAUAUGCGUGGUGAAUUUGCACACUCUGGUUCACCGGAAGUAAGUUUUGACAAAAUGUCCAGCAUAUUAGUUGAUCGUGGUUAUAAGGUAGCUCGUGUGGAGCAAACCGAAACUACUGAGAUGAUGAGUGAACGCUGCAAAAAGACCAAACCGACAAAGUUCGAUAAAGUAGUCCGUCGCGAAAUUUGCCAGAUAUCCAAUCGGGGCACACAAGUAUUUGGCACACAAUGCCAGAUAACGCCACAUUAUCAGCCAAAUUACAUGUUAGCUGUAGUUGAAAAGAAUGAAACUAAUGGCGGCAGUAAAUAUGGCAUCUCCUACGUAGACACCUCUAUAGGUGAUUUUUACAUUGGCGAAUUUGAAGAUGACAAAAAUGGUUCGCGUCUGUUAACUUUACUUUCACAUCACAUGCCAGUUUUGUUGCUUUUUGAACGUGCCUCACUUUCUGAGCGUACGCAGGAAAUCUUUCGCACUAUGCUUUCCGGCAUCAUUAAAGAGCCUUUAGCCACCAAUGGCUCUAAAGUGUGCAGUGCAGAGAAGACACUGAAGCAUCUGGCCGAAAAAUAUUACGCCAAAUAUUCUGAAGACCCUAACAGUGGCGAUGAUUGGCCUUUAGCGUUACGUACAAUGCAAUCUGAGUCGGAUCAUCUGGGCCUAACGCCACGUGAUGGUUGCAAGCUCGCUUUGAAAGCGCUUGGUCAAUGCAUAAUGUAUUUACAACGUUGUCAACUGGAAGAAAAGGUACUGCCCAUGGCACGUUAUCAUCUUUACACACCACCAGACAUGUUAAAUGAGUUGGCAACUGAUAAAAAAUUGCAAACAAUUAAGCAAUAUUCCGAACGUCGGCGCCAUAUGGUUAUCGACGCAACUACGCUAGCUAACCUUCGUAUUACAGGCGAGGAGUAUUCGCUACAGGCCACGCUAGAUAGUUGUUGCACCAAAUUUGGCAAACGUAUGCUGCAUCACUGGAUUUGUUCGCCUAGCUGUGAAUUGGAUGUGAUUGUUGGACGUCAGGAGGCAAUUACCGAAUUAGUUGAGCAUACAGGGGAGUUGCAAGAACUACGCGCUUUACUCGCACCAAUGCCUGACUUUGAAAGGCAUUUGGCUCAAAUUCAUUUGUUUGGUAAUAAACGCAUUUCACAGGAUCAUCCAGACGGCCGUGCCAUACUCUUUGAAGAGAAGUUGUAUAAUAAAAAGAAGAUACAGAAUUUUAUUGGUAUAUUAAAGGGAUUUACAGCACUCAUGGAAAUACCAAAGACUUUAAGCGCCUUUGAAUCACCGCUCAUAAAGCGAUUGACGCAGCUGCAGCCGGUAGGUGGUUUCCCCAACAUGUCAAAACAAUUGGAUUUCUUUAAGAAUGCAUUUGAUCACGAAGCAGGCGCAAAAACUGGCGUGAUUGCGCCUGAGCAAGGUGUGGAUGCAGAUUACGAUGAAGCAUUAGAAAAUAUCAAAAGAGUAAAUGAUACAUUCAAAGAGUAUCUUAUUGAACAAGAGAAAUUUUUUGGUUGCCGCAUAACACCUGGUGGUGAUAAGAAUCGCUUCCAACUUGAGGUGCCUGAAAGUUCAGCUAGAAAAGCGGGCAAAGCUUAUCAAUUGGAGGGCCAACGCAAGGGCAACAAACCCAUACGUCGUUUCUCUACGAAUGAGACGCGUGCUUUGGUGAAGCAAUUGCAACAUGCUGAAACUGAACGUGAUGUCAUACUAAAAGAUUUGUCUAGGCGUAUUUUUGAAAAAUUCUCAAAACAUUAUGAACUCUGGAAGCAAUGCGUUGAUUGUGUCGCAAAUCUUGACGUUUUAGCCUCAUUGGCUGAGUAUGCGCGCGGACAGCAAGUUAUAUGUGUGCCUGAGUUGCAUGAACAAGCAGCUGAACAGCAGCCGUUUAUAUACAUAGAUGAGGGUUAUCAUCCUUGCGCAUCGAGCGACACUUUCAUACCAAAUGGCCUCAUACUUGGCACGGGUGAGACACAGGCACCGCUUUCCAUACUUACAGGUCCAAAUAUGGGCGGUAAGAGUACAUUAAUGCGACAGGUUGGCUUGUUGGUCGUAAUGGCACAGAUUGGCGCCCAUGUACCAGCAGCACAUUGUCGCAUGACACUCGUCGAUCGUAUUUUUACGCGUUUGGGCGCACAGGAUGACAUCAUGGCCGGGCAGAGUACAUUCUUGGUAGAAUUGAAUGAGACAUCAUUAAUUUUGAAACAUGCCACUGCUAACAGUCUCGUACUGCUCGACGAAUUGGGUCGUGGCACUGCCACAUAUGAUGGCACUGCUAUAGCCGCUUCAGUGGUUAACUAUCUCGCCGAUUUGAAAUGCCGCACGCUGUUCUCAACACAUUAUCACAAUCUUAUUGAGUAUUUCCAUAAGGACACUCGCAUUGCUUUGGGUCAUAUGGCCUGUAUGGUGGAAAAUGAGGACACUGACGAUCCUACACAAGAAACAGUAACAUUCCUUUAUAAAUAUACAGCUGGCGCUUGUCCAAAAUCAUAUGGCUUUAACGCUGCCAAGCUGGCUGGUAUGCCACAACCAAUUAUUAAACGCGCUUUUGAGCUAUCCAAACGCGUUGAGGCUAUUGCACUUAAGCGAAAGGUCUUGUCUAAAGUUGUUGCAGGCGCCGGUGUUGGUAGCAAAUGCAAUGAUUUGAAAGAAAUUAAAAAUCUACUAUUGCAGCUAAAAGCUUGUCGUGUUUAAAAAUUCUUUGCUGUUUGUUUUGUUUAUUCAUGUUUGUUAAGUCCGCCAUAUUCAUUUAUACUAUGCAUACGAAUAUUUCAAAAAUAUAUACACAUACCCAAAAUAUAGACGCUAUUAGCCAUUGCAAAAA